GACACGAAAGCCACGAGGGUGAAUGACUUUGAUUCUGCUGACAGAGAUCGCGAGUUAUACUUCGCCUUAUCAUCUACACAACAACUGCCAAGCAACUGACGUAUGAAACUACUAAUUCUGAAUUAGCGUAACGUAAACCGAAGAGCAUGAUUUAGUACAAUGCUUUAUAUGCUUCAAGAUACGAAUCUUUCUACAACCCCAUAUCCGUACAUAUCUAGACCAUGGCGCGAACAGAUAGUCACGGCUACCUUGCCACGUGUCAAAGGACUGUAAAAGCUGCUGAAGCUCAACUACUUGUGAAGAUCAACCUACUUAAUGUUGAUCUCGAAUUUUCUAUGGAUGACACAUGCUGUGAUUUGGACAAGAGUGAAUGUGUUUUGAGAACAUGUACUGUCCUUUGCACCGACAUGGUGCCUUGCGACCUUGUGGGCCGGACUGGAGCUCUUUGUGCAAUCACGUCGUUGCACACUUACAAUUGCGAAAUGCUUUUUUUUUGUAUAGGAUGGUAUUAAUUUUGAUUAUAUUAUAUCCUACUCUUACAAGACAAUAUGUUAAAUACGUUCUAAUUCGAAAUACGAGGGUACUUGAAUAUAGAAGAGAAGGAACAAAUUUUAAACGCUGCUCGACAAUGCGGUUGUUACAAAUCACCAAGAGAACAACACUCUUGUCGUGCGAAAGCAGCAGUAAGGGCGCUUCCACUUCUCGCCCCCCUGUUACUUAGCAAGUGAGACUACGUCUGUGUCUGGAACCUCUCACACGUGUGUCAAUCGGCUGCGGCUUUUGUUCUGCGGCCUCGUCUUGUUACUUCAGGUGGGACGCAUCGCGUGUUUGUCCGCCCGCGCGGCCGCUUGUUCGCGGGGCUGGACUUAGAAACAGAAAACGAUUCUUGCUGUCGCUGUAUUAACUGCGGUAUCAU
This is a messenger RNA of Plasmopara halstedii, 916 nucleotides long. RefSeq lists its product as uncharacterized. Lineage: Eukaryota; Oomycota; Peronosporomycetes; Peronosporales; Peronosporaceae. The transcript has a single exon. The record is from RefSeq and is a predicted model, not a curated record. The coding region runs from base 222 to 512 and encodes 96 amino acids.